CGUCGGGCUUUUGUUCCGGUAGAAGCCGCGUUCUCGCUUCAACAGUGCUUGAACGGAACCGGCCCGCUUCCCCCCCCACCCCACCCCUACCGUCCGUCUAUCCAUCCAUCCAUCCAUCCAUCCGUCGGUCCGUCCGUCCGUCCGUCGCCGCGCCAUGGACUCCCAGAUCCGCCAGAACUACCACCGCGACUGCGAGGCCGCCGUUAACCGCAUGGCCAACAUGGAGCUCCACGCUUCCUACGUCUACCUCUCCAUGGGGUUUUACUUCGAGCGGGACGACGUGGCGCUGCCCCGCCUGGGCCGCUUCUUCCUGGAGCAGUCGCGGGAGGAGCGGGAACACGCCGAGGGGCUCCUGCGCUUCCAGACUCGCCGCGGCGGCCGGGUGCUGCUGCAGGACGUCAAGAAGCCAGAGCGCGACGCCUGGGGCUCAGCGCUGGAGGCGGUGGAGGCGGCGCUGCAGCUGGAGAAGUCGGUGAACCAGGCGCUGCUGGACCUGCACCGCCUGGCUUCUGAGAAGGGGGACCCCCAUCUCUGCGACUUCCUCGAGUCCCACUACCUGGAUGAGCAGGUGAAGGCCAUUAAGGCGCUGGGAGACCACAUCACCAACCUGCGGCGCCUGACUGGGGGGGCCGGGGGGCCAGGAGGGGCCCCGAGCGGCCUUGGCGAAUACCUCUUCGACCGCCUCAGCCUGGAGGAGCGCAGCUGAGCCCCCCUUCCAUGGGCGGCCCCCUGGGACCUACCCUCCCAGGACUCUUCCCUCCUCAGACCCUGUAACUCCCCUGCCCCAUCCAAGGGGGCUUGCCUGCUGGGGGUCUUUCCUCUGCCCCCAGCAUGACUCCAAAUAAAGGGUUCUCCCCUUGC
Messenger RNA from Tyto alba (common barn owl), 861 nucleotides. RefSeq names its product ferritin, higher subunit-like. Gene Ontology annotation, cellular component: cytoplasm. The transcript has 4 exons. Gene Ontology annotation, biological process: intracellular iron ion homeostasis; iron ion transport. NCBI's taxonomy places the organism in Eukaryota, Metazoa, Chordata, Aves, Strigiformes, Tytonidae. The coding region runs from base 155 to 706 and encodes 183 amino acids. Gene Ontology annotation, molecular function: ferric iron binding; ferrous iron binding. The record is from RefSeq and is a predicted model, not a curated record.